ACUAGCUGACCGUUCUACUAGCCAAAUGGAACGUCAGUUGUUGUCUUUAAGGGAAGAAAAGGAUGGCUUGGAAAAGCAACACUAUCAAGUGCAAGCAGAACAAUUGGAAAACGAAGCACAAUGGACUGAAAAUUGGAAUAAAAUAGAAACCUUGGAAAGAGAAUUGAAGGAAAAGACCUCGGAAAAUAGGCAACUUGAAAACACAUUGCAUAGUCAACAACAAGAAUGGAAUCGACUGCAACAAGAAAUGAAGGAAAAGGAGCAAGAAAACAAGGAAUUGCAGGAAUCAGUAAGGAGUUUGGUGGAACAAGUAAACCAACUAAGUAGUUGGAAGGUACAGUCACGUACUGAAUUUCAUAAUACACUAUGGGGAAAUAAGAGACUUGCCGAGGAGUUGAAGGAAGCAAACAAUGUGAUUGAGAGACAGGAAAGAGAAAAGGAACAACUUGUACAAGAUAAGGCUACACUUGUGGAAAAACUAAGUCAAUUGGAAACAAAGUGGCAACUUCAAACAAAAGAAUGGAAAGGGAAAGAAAAGCAACUAGAGGAAGAAUUGGAAAGAGUGAGAAUGAUGGAACAAGAAGUAUCACAUAAGCUACAAGAAAAACAAGAACACAUAAGUCAUCUUGAUCGAAAACUAGAAGAAGCCAAUCAACAUAUCCAAAAUAUGAAAGAGAAAACUAAACGAGAGAAGGAAGAAUGGCAACGUCUAUAUCAGUCAUUUUUUGAAGAAUCGAAGGAGACUAAACUCUAUCAUACUAUUUCAGAAGAAGAUAAAAGGAGUUAUGAGAAGGAUUCCUCCGAUAGAAGAGUUUCUUUGAAGAGGCCAAGAUAUACAGAAGAAGAAGAAGAAGAAGAAAUAGAAGACGAGGAGACUGAUUUAGCAGAUCUCCACACGCAGGAUCUGUUACAAAGUAUACUACAUGAGUUGGAAGAACAAGCACCUCAACUGGAGGUUCAAAGGAAAGAAUUAGAACGUGCAGUACAAAGUGAAAGACAAUUGGUUAUGCAACUGGAAAGGUCCCGAAUAGAAAUGGAUAAACUUCGGACCAACAACAAGUAUUUGGAAGAACAGCGGAGCAUUUUGGAAUCCCAAGUAGAAGAGUUGAAACAAAAGAAACAGAGUUUAGAGAGGAGAAUGUUGCUUGCACUGCGAGAGAAAGAUAUGAAUAGCGAAAAUAUUUUGGACACCCAUUUCCAAGGUCUCGUUCAAAGGUUGGAGUGGUUGGCAGAGGAGACGGAAGACAAAUCUCGCUUUGUCCGCUCUUCGACGCCAUCCACAGUGUCAAGAAGUCUCUUUCAAACGAAUAGUGUUGUGAAGAGUCGUGAAAAGCCAUCUUCUUCCUUCAAGUCGUUGGCACAAGAAGUGAAAGAGUUACUUCGCAGACAAGAGACACUUAUUACAACACUUAUUCAGCAAAAGGAUCUUUACAGAAGCCUGGUAGAAGAGGAAAUUUUGAAACCAAAAAGUGGCUGUUGAGGAGUAAGCCGUUACCCUUCAUACUGUGAAACAAAGAGUUGGUGAUCAAAUUAUCCACCACUAACAGGAACUAUAAUAGCAAUUUCGUCACCUUGUUGUAAUAAAUGAUGACUAUCCUUGUCAAUAUAUUCACAGUUCAAAGCAAUUUGUGAAAAUUGAAGAAACUGAGUUAAGGUUGG
Molecule: messenger RNA, 1659 nt
Organism: Galdieria sulphuraria
Lineage: Eukaryota; Rhodophyta; Bangiophyceae; Galdieriales; Galdieriaceae
Exons: 3
Coding region: 26-1480 (484 amino acids)
Source: RefSeq, a predicted model, not a curated record